GGUCAAGGUAGCGCAAAGUAUACCAAAAUAAUUCAACCCUUUGAAUCAGGGUUUCUGAGAUCCGCUCCGGAUCAGAAGAUUUAUUUACUCAUUAUCUCUCUAAUUCUAAUCCGUGUGCUAGAUUAAAAUUCCUAGUUUUAACUUACUUAAACGUCUAAAUUUCUUGUUACCAACUUUAUGUAGAAAAAUCUUGCAAAUCAAAGAGUUUUUCUUCUCUCCAUUCAAAUUGCAAAUCUUCAGCUUUUUCUCUACGUGCUUUGUUGAUCUUUAUCUUUCAUUUUUGUUAUAUAUUCACUUCAUUAGACAUCAGAAAAGCUGCAAUCUGGCUAUGGAGGCUGUUGUUGCAGACCAGUCAAUCUCUGCCUGCAAGCAGAUUAAAAUGAUCAGAACAACCCCAAGAUCCUCUGAAAAUCUUGCUCCCAUAAAUUACAACAUCCAUGGAGGUCUCUUGCAGGCUCCUCCUCCACCUUCUCUCUCAUUUUCAUAUAACCCUCCAGCUUCUCUCUACAAUAAAUAUCGGUACCAGCAACUUCAACAAGUACAGAGGCAGCAGCAACAACACCCACCUCUCCUUCCUCUGCCGGUUCCAAACAGACCUCCUCAUCAUCACCAGUCUCUGCCAUCUCUCCCAUCUCGUACCCGAGGCCUCUCUCGCCCUCCCCCCACCAGAAAGGCCAACAACGCCAGAAGCCAAUCUCUCACACCCAAGAAACCAAAGUCAAAGCCCUCCAAGAAAGAAGAAGCUAAGCAAAUAUCUGACUGCUUGAUCAUUGCUUCCACCAACCGUUUGGGACCCGACCCGAAUGAUCUUCCCAAAGAUGUUACUAAGGUUUUGAUGACAUCAUCAUCAUCAUCUUCAUCUUCAUCUUCAUCUUCAUCAUCAAUUGGUAAUAUGAGGGAUCUUAGUGGUGGUGGUGUUGGUGUGGGAGAUAUGGAUAAGUUUUCAGGUUCCAUUUUCACUCUCUCGCCACCUCCGAGUAGCUUGCCUCUCCCGAGGUUUUCUCUGCAGCGAAGACUCAGUCGCAACGCCGAAGCUGCGGGGAUCGACGCAGGAGCAACGGACAAUCUCCGCCGUCUGUUACGUCUCCGCUGAACGGCUGAAGUUGUUGUUUGGUUUAGUACGUAGUGGUUUUGGUGGUGGUGACCAUGGUUUGUUUGUAGGUUGGUGUCUUUUGUGUGAAUAAAGGCUUCGUGGUUGGGUGAUAUUAUCAUGAAAUCCCUCUCCUCCCUUGUCCUUCCUUCUCCUUGAGGAAAUUUGUGAUCACCACCUGUGUUUUUGAUUGGGUGCACAAAAAAAAUACUUCAAGGAUGUUUUUUUUUUCUUUUAAUUUGUUUUUCUUUUGUUGGUCAA
This is a messenger RNA of Prunus mume (Japanese apricot), 1351 nucleotides long. RefSeq lists its product as uncharacterized. Lineage: Eukaryota; Viridiplantae; Streptophyta; Magnoliopsida; Rosales; Rosaceae. The record is from RefSeq and is a predicted model, not a curated record.